AGGAGGUACCAGGGACAUUGGUUCAGCUCUAACCAGGAUGUAUUGUUUGUGUGUUACAGGAGGUACCAGGGACAUUGGUUCAGCUCUAACCAGGAUGUAUUGUUUGUGUGUUACAGGAGGCACCAGGGACAUUGGUUCAGCUCUAACCAGGAUGUAUUGUUUGUGUGUUACAGGAGGCACCAGGGACAUUGGUUCAGCUCUAACCAGGAUGUAUUGUUUGUGUGUUACAGGAGGCACCAGGGACAUUGGUUCAGCUCUAACCAGGAUGUAUUGUUUGUGUGUUACAGGAGGCACCAGGGACAUUGGUUCAGCUCUAACCAGGAUGUAUUGUUUGUGUGUUACAGGAGGUACCAGGGACAUUGGUUCAGCUCUAACCAGGAUGUAUUGUUUGUGUGUUACAGGAGGCACCAGGGACAUUGGUUCAGCUCUAACCAGGAUGUGUAUGAGACACAGAAGCAUCGAGGCCAAACUCCGAGACUUUUCAAUGGCUUUCAUGGACUGCAUGAUCAACCCUCUACAGGAUCAGAUGGAAGAGUGGAAGAGAGGAACCAACACUCUGGAUAAGGACCAUGCUAAAGAGUACAAGAAAGUUCGGAGUGAGAUCAAGAAGAAGUCGUUAGACACUCUGAAGCUACAGAAGAAGGCAAAGAAAGCUGAUGCCCUGGGGCGAGGAGACGUCCAGCCCCAGCUGAACAGCGCCAUGCAGGACGUCAGUGAUAAAUACCUGCUGCUGGAGGAGACGGAGAAACAGGCCGUCAGGAAGGCCCUCGUCGAGGAGAGGAGCAGGUUGUGCACCUUCGUCUCCAUGCUACGACCUGUCGUGGAUGAGGAGAUCUCCAUGCUAGGAGAGGUCACCCACCUCCAGACCAUAUCUGAUGACCUCAAGAUGCUGACCAUGGACCCUCACAAGCUGCCCCCCGCCAGCGAACAGGUGAUUCUGGAUCUGAAAGGCUCUGACUAUAACUGGUCCUAUCAGACUCCUCCCUCCUCCCCCAGCACCACUAGGUCCAGGAAGUCCAGUAUGUGCAGUCUGAACAGCGUAAACAGUAGUGACUCUCGCUCCAGCGGCACAUCCCACUCUCACUCCCCUUCCUCCUCCUCCUGCUCCUCCCACUACGGCUACCGUAGCUCCACCCUGCCCCAGCAGGCCGCGGCACGACUGUCCUCCAUGUCCUCCCAUGACUCAGGAUUCAUCUCCCAGCCAGACACCCACACCUCCAAGUCACCAUCACCCAUGCCCCAGGAAACACUACUGCAGCCUUGCUCCAGCUCUGGCUCGUCUGAGGCCUCUGACACCUGCCAGUCAGUCAGUGAGUGCAGCUCUCCCACCUCAGGAGGGCCUCUGGCUGCAGUUGACAAGGACUGGGCUAAACCAGGACCCUAUGACCAGCCCAUGGUGAACACCCUUAGAAGGAGGAAGGACAAGGAUCCUGUACCAGCAGACACCAGCUAUGCCCCACUACCACUGCCUGCUGGUGUCAUCCCAGCACCUGGGGGCAGGAGUCUACCACUGCCUGCUGGUGUCAUCCCAGCACCUGGGGGCAGGAGUCUACCACUGCCUGCUGGUGUCAUCCCAGCACCUGGGGGCAGGAGUCUACCACUGCUUGCUGGAGUCAUCCCAGCACCAGGGAGCAGAGGUCAACCAUUACCUCCACCACCCAAGGUGUGUGAGAUGGAGGCCCAUGAGGAGCUGGCUCUGGCCCUAUCCAGAGGUCUUCAGCUGGACUCACAGACACAGCGUUCCAGUAGGGACUCUCUACACUGUUCUAGUGGCUACAGUACCCAGAGUACCACCCCGUGCUGUUCAGAGGACACCAUACCUUCACAAGUGUCAGACUACGACUAUUUCUCCAUGGGAGGGGACCAGGAGGUUGACCAGCAGGAGUUUGACAAGUCAUCCACCAUCCCCCGUAACAGUGACAUCAGCCAGUCCUACCGUAGGAUGUUCCAGUCCAAGAGACCAGCCUCCACCGCCGGCCUACCUUCUACGGCUGGCUCCGUCAUCAUGACCCCUGGGGUCGCCACCAUCCGCCGCACGCCCUCCACCAAGCCCUCGGCCCGCCGCGGGACCACCGGCCCCAUCCCCAUCCGGACCCCCGUCAUCCCAGUCAAGAUCCCCACCGUGCCUGGCCUAGUUGGGGGAGGAUUUCCUGGGGGGCUGGGGAUUCCUGGAGGACCAGGAGUAGGGGUGGAGGAACCAGAGGAGGCCCAGAGCCCUGAGUCUCCAGCCCAGGGAGAGGAGGGGGAGCUGGGUGUACUUCCCCUGGCGUUCUGGAGUGGUCAAGCAACCACAAACCCUCCCUUGGCCCCUCACCAGCCUAGGGUCCAGUGUCAGGGCGAGGGGGGGUCCCUGGAUGGGGAGGUUAUGGAUGGUCAUGGGGGAAACAUGCUGCUGGUUAUCCAGAGAGGGGUCAAGCUGAAGAGGACCAAUACCAACGAUCGCUCAGCACCGCGCAUCGUAUAAGAGGAGAGCCACCGUGGCACCAUGCAGCAUCAGAGGAGGGCAUCCUACCUAGCUGUACCUAGCUAGCCUACCGCCUGCCCAUUGACAGGACAGACAGGACACAGCUCAUGUCCUCUGUGAUAAGGGGGGGGGUCUCCUGUAUACUACUUACCGUCCAGCUGCCUCACUGACAGACGGGACAGAACAGAACCCAGCUCAUGUCCAUUCCAUGUGAUGCUGUGUGUGGUGACAGACAGAGCUCUGCUCGUCGUCUCAGACGGUGCAGAAUGUGGUCUCUGGUUGGACAGACAGUGGAGCAGCUCAGAGUUGUAUUAAUUAUGUUCUCUCUUAGUUCUGAAUGUGUAAAUAAUUAUGCAUGGUAUUUUCUCUUUGUUGCUUCCUGGGGCCCAGUUCUGUUGACUAGUCCUCCCACCCCCAUUCCUCCCCUCCUCAGUUCUGUUGACUCUAGUCCUCCCACCCCCAUUCCUCCCCUCCUCAGUUCUGUUGACUCUAGUCCUCCCCUCCUCAGUUCUGUUGACUCUAGUCCUC
Messenger RNA from Oncorhynchus gorbuscha (pink salmon), 2992 nucleotides. Its product is annotated as protein MTSS 1-like. Gene Ontology annotation, cellular component: cytoplasmic side of plasma membrane; actin cytoskeleton. Gene Ontology annotation, biological process: positive regulation of actin filament bundle assembly; plasma membrane organization; adherens junction maintenance. The transcript has 12 exons. The record is from RefSeq and is a predicted model, not a curated record. NCBI's taxonomy places the organism in Eukaryota, Metazoa, Chordata, Actinopteri, Salmoniformes, Salmonidae. Gene Ontology annotation, molecular function: actin binding; phospholipid binding. The coding region runs from base 38 to 2464 and encodes 808 amino acids.